GUCGAGAAAAGCUAGAAGAAAACGUAAUAAAAGAACAUUCAACAUGAAGCAAAAGAUCACGAUUAGUUUGCCGGUAAACAGCGAUAAAUGCCGGGCAAAGGCUAUGCAAAUUGCAGUAUCUACUCCAGGGGUGAUCUCGGUUACUAGUGAUGCAGAUAAAAACCAGUUGGUGGUUACCGGCAACGGCGUCGAUUUCUUUGAGUUAAUGAAGUGCUUGAAGAGGAAAUUCAGAUGCGCCAGCAUUGUCUCCAUUGAAGAAGUGAAGCCGCCGGAGAAGAAAGACGAUAAGAAAGACGAUAAGAAAGACGACAAGAAAGACGAUAAGAAGAAAGAUGAGAAGAAGGAAGAUGAGAAGGAGAAGAAAGUGGAAUGCUGCAAAACUUGCCGUUAUCCUUGUCCUUGUCCUUGUCCGCCGCCGGGUUACUACAAUCCGUGCGUACAGUACUAUCCGGUGUGUCAACCAGUUUACGACUCCAAUCCAACUUGCUCCAUUCAAUGAAGUCAUGAAAAAUUGGAAAGUGGAAUAAUUAACUUCCUCAGCUCAGUAUACUGUGGGUUUUGUUUUUUUGUGGCUAGAAAAAAUUUACAAUCAUUAUUUAAAGGUGUAUAUUAAGUAAAUUCUAUUAAUUUUCAUACAUUUACAUUUACUAUCCUCUGCCUAGAAAUUGUUAAUAAAGCCACUUGUACAAAUAAUGAUGUGUAUGUAGGCCGGGGCAAAUAAACUCUUCUACUUAGUAGAGUUUUAUGUAUAUUUAGAAAUAAAAUUAUAUGCAUUUUGUC
Messenger RNA from Ipomoea nil (Japanese morning glory), 780 nucleotides. RefSeq names its product heavy metal-associated isoprenylated plant protein 16-like. The record is from RefSeq and is a predicted model, not a curated record. The transcript is spliced from 3 exons. The coding region runs from base 44 to 499 and encodes 151 amino acids. Lineage: Eukaryota; Viridiplantae; Streptophyta; Magnoliopsida; Solanales; Convolvulaceae.